Meriones unguiculatus (Mongolian gerbil) is the source of this 796-nucleotide messenger RNA. RefSeq names its product protein PET117 homolog, mitochondrial. The transcript has 2 exons. NCBI's taxonomy places the organism in Eukaryota, Metazoa, Chordata, Mammalia, Rodentia, Muridae. Gene Ontology annotation, biological process: mitochondrial respiratory chain complex IV assembly. Gene Ontology annotation, cellular component: mitochondrion. The record is from RefSeq and is a predicted model, not a curated record. Bases 126 to 368 code for a protein of 80 amino acids.
AUUGCUCCAGCCUGGCGACCGUAGCCCUGGCCGCGGCUCUGCACUCGAGCGGUCGAGCCUGGCCCGUGGCGGCGGCGGCGGCGGCGGGGGCGUGCGCGGGAGCGAGUCCGCGGCCGGGAGCGGGAAUGUCGAGGAGUUCGAAGGCGGUGCUGGGCCUCUCGGUGCUGCUGACGGCGGCCACGGUGGCCGGCGUGCACCUGAAGCAGCUGCAGGACCGGCAGAGGCUUCGUGACGGAGUGAUCAGAGACAUUGAGAGGCAGAAUCAGAAAAAAGAAAACAUUCGUCUUUUGGGAGAACAGAUUAUUUUGACUAAGCAGCUUGAAGCAGAAAGAGAGAAGAUGCUGGAGAAAGGAUCUCAGAACUCCUGACCGUGAAGAAUCGAUGGGCAGUGCUGAGUUUGUGUGUCAGUGUGGAUGUGGUGUGUUGAUAGAGUGUAGUGAGACCUGCCUGCUCGCCCCCUUAAAGUAACUGUCCAUUUACACUUUCUUCUUUCUUUCUUUUUUUCCCCCGAGACAGGGUUUCUCUGUGUAGCCUUGGCUAUACUGGACUCACUUUGUAUACCAGGCUAGCCUUGAACUCAUAGAGAUCUGACUGCCUCUUCCUCCCUGAGCUCUGAGAACACAGGUGUGCGCCACCACACCCAGCUUAUUUAAACUUUCUUAAAUGAAGGAUAGUGGAUCUUGUCUUCUAAAUUGCUUCUGUUAAGAAUCUGCUCUGUCUGGAUAGGGCACUUGUGGGUAGAUGCUCUUCUGAAGAUCUGGCUGGGGGAUUCCUGCCGCAGUCCCUGUCAGCCUAG